Sinocyclocheilus grahami is the source of this 6807-nucleotide messenger RNA. Its product is annotated as serine/threonine-protein kinase ULK2-like. The record is from RefSeq and is a predicted model, not a curated record. Gene Ontology annotation, cellular component: autophagosome; cytosol; phagophore assembly site membrane. The coding region runs from base 1070 to 4333 and encodes 1087 amino acids. Lineage: Eukaryota; Metazoa; Chordata; Actinopteri; Cypriniformes; Cyprinidae. Gene Ontology annotation, biological process: positive regulation of autophagy; piecemeal microautophagy of the nucleus; negative regulation of collateral sprouting. The transcript is spliced from 29 exons. Gene Ontology annotation, molecular function: ATP binding; protein serine/threonine kinase activity.
AUACUCUUGCAGAGCUUAUAGGCUCUGUGUUGCGAGCGGGACUAUCUUUCGCGGAGGGCGACGCACUCGCCUGCGCGGAGGAACACGUUAUGAUGCUCUUCUCCUGUGAGAGGUCUCUGUCAUUGUAAAUGCAGCAAGCUGUGAUCAUGGUCAACAUCUCCGAACGAACUGAAGAUAAACUUUAAAUCCCCUUCACAUAACGGAUCGUGCUUUUAACGCCUUUCCCUGCGUUUCUCAAACGUGAACCACUGAUGUUUUCCUGCUUUGUCCCGCGAGAUCGAAAGCAGGACAGAGGGGUGAACUGAAGAAAUGGUGUACCCGGCUAUCAUAUGGAUUUGAAGGAGAGUACCAUAUUUUUGCAGAAGGACAGAUGACUAUUGCAUUAAACGCAUCGGAACGGUGCUGGAUCGCGUUUUUACCCUUAUUUCUUUGUGAACUGACCUGCCAUUAUAUAAGCGGCACCGCUUGUCUAUAUGUAAAAUAGAUGUAGAACAUUUCUAGAUAUUAUUUAUUGCGAUUUAUCUGCUGCGUUGUAAUUGUAAAUACUGCUGGAUUUUCUCUGGCUGUCAUUUUGGCCAGCUCGCGAUGGGAAACUCAAUGACCCACCGCGCCGUUAUCGAGUUAACGAGGCACUAUUACAGUAAGGGAGAGAGGGCGUUUGCAGCCGCGCUCUUUCCUUUCAGACUGAACUGACAUCAUGUAGCUUGGGAACGAUAUAUGUUUGAGUUUGAUUACUAGCUAUUUCAUCCAGCUAUUUUGCGAAAUGUCUUGUUAACUGGGUCAGAGAGCGACAGCGGAACUAGUUAGGUGCAUCCUGCGCAUCUAGCUAGUAAACUUCAUACUUAGCCAUUCCUUUGUUUUGAUUCUGACUUCGUCUUGGUUUUAGGCCAGGCAGCUGUUAGAAAACUCUCAAGUGUACUAAAUCGCCUGGUAAUUUGGCGAUGACAGGGUUCUCGGACAGACCCAGACAGUCUGGAUUAACGAGAGUUUGAAGAACUUGUCCCUGACAGCCUCUCCAUCACAAGCUGUUGUGUAUCACCGGACACCUGCCAAAAAACAAAAAUUAAAAAUGGAGACGGUGGGAGACUUUGAAUACAGCCGAAAAGACCUCGUCGGACACGGAGCCUUUGCGGUCGUCUUCAAGGGAAGACAUAAAAAGAAGACUGAUUGGGAGGUCGCCAUCAAGAGUAUUAACAAAAAGAAUCUCUCCAAAUCUCAGAUUCUGCUUGGCAAAGAAAUCAAAAUUUUAAAGGAACUCCAACAUGAGAACAUUGUGGCGCUCUAUGAUGUCCAGGCUCAGAUAGAGGGAGGGUUUGCCUCCUCUGGAAUAGUGUGGGCUUUUUCUCUGUUUUUUCCCCUCUUCAAGUACUGCAAUGGAGGAGACCUGGCAGACUAUUUGCAAGCCAAGGGCACUUUGCGAGAGGAGACACUGAGGGUCUUUCUACAGCAGAUUGCAGCAGCCAUGCGCAUUCUCAACAGCAAGGGGAUCAUUCACAGAGACCUCAAACCUCAGAACAUCCUGCUGUCCUACACGGGCCGCAAGAAGUCCAGCAUCAACGGCAUACGCAUCAAGAUUGCUGACUUUGGUUUUGCAAGAUAUCUCCAGAGCAACAUGAUGGCGGCCACAUUAUGUGGAUCCCCAAUGUACAUGGCUCCAGAGGUGAUCAUGUCCCAGAACUAUGAUGCCAAAGCUGACCUGUGGAGCAUUGGGACUGUCAUUUAUCAGUGCCUCGUGGGAAAGCCGCCUUUCCAGGCUAACAGUCCACAGGACUUGAGGAUGUUCUAUGAGAAGAACAAGACUUUGGUGCCAAACAUCCCGCAAGAGACGUCUCCUCAACUGGAAGAUCUGCUGCUGGGGCUGCUCCAGAGGAACCAGAAGGAUCGGAUGGAUUUAAAAAAUCUAAACAUCACUGGCAUCCCGCAAGAGACGUCUCCUCAACUGGAAGAUCUGCUGCUGGGGCUGCUCCAGAGGAACCAGAAGGAUCGGAUGGAUUUUGACACUUUUUUCAGUCAUCCUUUCUUGGAACCGACAUCAACUAUUAAAAAAUCAUGCCCUGUGCCAGUGCCUACGUGCUCUGGCUUGGUCACAGACAGCACAUGUGGCAGCUCUCCUUCCUGUCGUUACGUCUCUCCGCCGUCCCUGCCAGACAUGCAGACUCUCCCCGAGGACGUGUUGUCCUCUCCACCUCUCGGCGCUCCCAACUACCUGCAGCUGUCCAAGGAGUCGGGCGGCAGCACCAGCAGCAAGAACUCUUCCUGUGACACUGACGACUUUGUGCUGGUGCCCCAUAUCUCUGGAGAACAGUCCUAUGACCUUCCAAUGGGGGCAGUGGGCCGCAGAGCGUCCAGUGAAUUCCUUCUCUGUGGAGGGCCACCGCAGCCAUCCUCUGGACAGACCCCAAUGGUAUCACCACGAAGCGAGACCACGCCGAUACCUGUACCUACACAGGUGCGAAACUACCACCGUAUCAAACAGAACCUGUCCAGCAGCCCAACCACAACACUUUAUGGCUCUCCCAGGCCUGGCACAGUGCGGCGCUCCAACACAAGCCCCAUGGGCUUCCCUAAAAUGGUGCCUGGGUCACCUAGCCCUGCAGAUACAGUUCAAAUGGUGGGGCGACGUCUCUCUACAGGCAGUUCCCGGCCCUACUCCCCUUCUCCACUGGUGGGCACUAUUCCUGAGCAGCUUGGCCACUGCUGCUGCGGACAUCCCCAGAGCCACGAGGCACGCAGUCGCAGCUCCUCAGGCGGUUCCCCUGUGCCAUCCUCUCAAUUACUGGGCACUCGUCUUCAGAGUGCGCCCACACUGACUGACAUUUACCAGAACAAACAGAAACUACACAAGCAGCUGUCUGACCCGGUUCACCCCACCGCCUCAGCCUACCCCAACAGCCACUCCCCUCAGCUUGGUCGCCCCGGCAACCUAGGCACCUCCCCAACCAAGCACCUUGGCUCCUCCCCUCGCACCUCUGACUGGUUAACAAAGUCACCGUUGCCCACCAUCAUCGGCUCACCCACUAAGGCAACUGCUCCAUUCAAAAUCCCUAAAACCCAAGCCUCAUGCAACCUUAUGGCCCUGGCCUCUCAACAGGGUAUGGCUGACAGCCCCGCCCCAGUCAAGACGCUGAUGGAUGGGCGUGACCUCUGUGCACAUCACUGCUCUGCGUAUCCCAGCAGCCGACAGUCUGCACCAGAAGCCAGCAAGUCUUCUUUUGGCAGGUCUGUAAGUGCUGGCAGACUGUCUGAGCAGCCGGUACGGAUCACUUUGGGAGGACAGCCGUACCAGGGCAGCACAGACAGCCUCAACACAGAGAGACCCAUGGACACAGCCCCGGCAGGGACUUGCGGUUUGGCAGCAGGUGGGGCAAGUCCCCGCACCGUUGUGUUCACGGUGGGCUCGCCCCCCAACAGCAGCACUCCACCCACCUGCAGCCAUCUCGCCUCCCGCCCGCGCACCACCUCAGUAGGCUCCAACAGCUCGGCCGGCUCGCUGUGCUCCACCAGUGGCAAGGUGUACAUGGGCUCUCCCCCGGGCAUGAUCAUUGGCAGCUCCCCACCAGGAGCGGAAGCGGCUCCCAGCAGUCUUCGCUAUGUCCCUUACGGCACCUCCCCGCCCAGCUUGGAUGGAUUCAUCACAUUUGAAGCUCCAGAACUGCCAGAGGAGACACUGAUGGAGCGUGAACACACAGACACCCUGAUGCACCUACGGAUGAUGCUGUCCUUUACGGACUGUGUGCUGGAGAUCGCUUCUCUAUGGGCCGGAGGACCUGAUCUGGGUGCGUCUGCCACCUCUCUCUAUCCGCCCCAGGACAGCGUGGUGGUGGAUCAGAUCAGUCAGCUCAGUAAGGAGUGGGGGCAGGUGGAGCAGCUGGUGCUGUACAUGAAAGCUGCACAGCUGCUGGCAUCCUCACUGCACCUGGCCAAAGCUCAGAUCAAAUCUGCCAAACUCAAUCCAUCCUCGGCCGUCAAACAAGUGGUGAAGAGUCUGAACGAGCGCUACAAGAGCUGCAUUUCCCUGUGCCGCUGCCUCACUGACAAACUCAACCACUUCUUCUCCGACAAGCAGCGAUUUGUGGAUGAGAUCAACAGUGUAACAGCUGAGAAGCUCAUUUAUAACCAUGCUGUAGAGAUGGUGCAGUCGGCUGCACUAGACGAGAUGUUUCAGCAGACAGAGGACAUUGCAUAUCGCUACAACAAAGCCUCUAUGCUGCUGGAAGGCCUGUCCAAGAUCCUCCAGGACCCAGCUGAUAUAGAAAACGUCACCAAAUAUAAAGCAAGCGUGGACCGGAGGAUCUCAGCUUUGUGUUACUGCACCGUUACCCUGUACGAAUAAAGAGAGUCAUCUUGGCCGGUGCUCUCACUCCAGGGACCAUCAUCUUCUCAAACCACAGAGAAGAGAAAUCCCUCGUUUUUGUUUUGUAGCAAAGCACUUACAGUUCCUUUUGAUUCCUUUCAAUCACAAGCAACAGACCAAGUAUUACAUUUUUUUUGCAGAUGACAUUUUGAGAAGGAUGUGCACAAGUUCACUACCAAAGAUGAAAACUAAACAGAGACUUUAUAGUAUGAAAAAGAUGUUGGACAUGCAUUUGGAUCCAUCUUCUGUUUUUACAAGUCUUUUCCCUUUUUUUAUAUAUGAACUGAAGGGAUUUUGGACUGGGAAUACUUGGAGGCCCAGCAAAUGAACAUCAAUGCAAAUCAGUUCAUCUUAUUGUUUUAUACCGCAUUCUAUUGCUGAUUAUUUAUUGGUUUUAGAAAGAUAUGCUAGUGUUAUUAAUGAUGGUUUUGAAAGAUGACAUGGGGCAGAUGUGAAGUCCAAAGUUGGACUCAGUUUCUGGUACCACACACAUAAACAGUCACAUGGUUAAACGUAGGAGGAAUCUGUAGUAUUUACAAAAUCAGCUUUUAAACAAAUGCACUUUAUUGAGGCAGAUAUGGAAGACGCUUGUCUUAGAACAUCCGGCAGAAGGUGGAGAUCAUGAUUCUUCAUCCUUCUCCAAGAUCAGCGUGAGACUCUGGUGUCUUCCCAUCUCCAUAUGUGAAAUCAUUUGAGAAUGAGUGUCUGGAAGGCCCGUGAGCUUCAGGUUGGACGUUGGCGUCACAUAAGAGCCUCGUGGUGAUUCAUCCAUAAUGCUCAGAAUACUUGAGUAGUUGCUUACCUUUUGAUUCAGCCGUACUGAAACGUUUUUAUGUUCAUAUUAAUACUGUAGCUUUUUUAACCGACGUGCGUGAGCUGUAAAUACUUGUACAUUCUGCAUGCGUGUUUUUAUUUUGGAGUGAAUGUGAGCGAGCACAGAGUGAUUGAAGAAGGUGGAUGCUGCCGCCACCAUCAACCGCCUCUCAACUUAAGAGCACAAGAUUUCCUUGUUUUUAGGGUUUUUUGUUUAUUUGUAGAGGCAACAGACACUGACAACUUCCACUGAUUCUUCAAGGCCUCACAGAAAGCUCAAGACCUCACUUUGCAUGGCAGCUCUUGAUUAACGCCCAUGAAUAUCUUGCGUACGGUGAAACAUUGACGGUGCAGGAUGUGGAUGUUGCAGGUAAACGGGAUAGAAGCACUGCCAGGCUCUUCUUUUCCCUGUUCAUCCACUGUGUUCAUGACAGUGUUUAUGUAACUGCACUUCCCAGGUGCUGCAGUGGCCAGUUUCUGGAUACUGAAGAACUGAAAGCAUGAGUAGUCUACUUUCACUUUUAUAUGUUUUGAACAUCUCGCUCCCUCUUUCCUGCACUCUGACACUGUUUUUAUUUUUAAAAUGGCCCCUCAUGAACCUACAAAGCCUUUACUAUACAGAAAGAGAAGGCUGAUCUGCCGCAAAACCAUGCAUAUCUGUAGUUGUAGGACUUCCUUAUCCAGGUCUGAGGAGAACUGUGUACAGAUGAACUAUUAGAGAAGACUAGUACUGAGCACAUGUACCUGUGGAACAUUAGAAUGUAUUUGCCCCUCGUUUAGCACCUUUCCUUUCUGAAUAAAUGCUUACAACCAGCCUAUCACAGCCCGACACGACCACGGCCGAUGCUGCCUGAAGGCCCUGCUCCCUUGAUUUUCAGUGACAAAUGUUGAUGUUUUAAAUGUUUUAAUCAAUAUGUAUUUUACCAAGGGCAUCUGUGUUGUCUGAAACUGUAGAAAUGCAGUUUUUGUUUAUUAAACAGAUCAAUUUUAUCCUGUUAUUUGAGUCUCAGAUUGUGUUUCACAAACGUGUCGCAUACUUAUACUGCUGUAUUUGAAACAAAAGCAGUAUUAAAGUGCAACAAAGGUGAGAUACAACUAAACAGGCACAAAUAUAACAGAACAAAGCAAUAAGUAGCAGAUACCUAAACUAAACCAAACUACUAAAGUACCAGAUUUGGUUUUGCUGCAUUAGGCUUAAUUUGUUUACAUAGAAGCAGUCAAUAAUCUGGAAUUGGCCAUCUUUGAAAUGCUUCUCGGGCAGCUAUUUCAGUCAUGCAACUACAGCUCCUAUCUCUUUGAAUGGGGAAACAUUAAAUUCUCUAAAAGGGUUCACCAAGUUUAAGAUUAAAUUUCAUAUUUGAUAUCACCAAUGAAAUCUUGACAAGAACUGCUUCAUAAAUGUUGUUUCUUAUGCUCAAAUUGUGUUAAUAAAAGUUUUCUUUAGCCUAGACCAGCCAAUGCGCAUGUGCAGUACCAGAGCCAUAGUUGAUCUUAAAGGUGAAUUACUAAGCCACUAAAUGCAUUUACUUCAGAUCCUGACCCUACAAUUGUGUUGUAAUCGAAAUAAUUGUAAAUGUAACAACUACAAAUGGAAAGUCAAGGUGUGCAAAUUAAGUAAAAUUUCCAGUUCCCAAGCUAAA